Aspergillus brunneoviolaceus CBS 621.78 is the source of this 666-nucleotide messenger RNA. RefSeq lists its product as uncharacterized. Lineage: Eukaryota; Fungi; Ascomycota; Eurotiomycetes; Eurotiales; Aspergillaceae. The transcript has a single exon. The record is from RefSeq and is a predicted model, not a curated record. Bases 1 to 666 code for a protein of 221 amino acids.
AUGCACAUCUCCAACCAUCUUGCAGUGGCCCUGGCCAUCGCCGCGGGCACCGCCCAAGCCCACGCCCGCCACGGCAACAUCUACGCGCGCCAGAACGCCACGCAGCCCGACACUACGCCCACCACCAUCCCCAUCAGCAUCCCCACCACGCCCGCCGGCGCCACCGAGCCCAUCCCGGUGCCCGUGCAGACCGAGCAACAGCCCACGACCCAAGCGCCCGCCGUCGUCCUCAGCACGGCCGAGACCCCCGCCGCGACAGAGGAACCCACUGCAACCACCGUCCCGGCGGUCGUCGUGCCCCCGUUCUCCAUCCCCGCCAACUCCAGCGUGCCGGCCACCGUGCCGGUCAGCGUGCCCGUCAUCCCCCUGACCACGGCGCCGCCCGCGAUCGUGACCCCCUCCGUCGUCCCCGCGACGACGCCCAGCUCCGGGUUCGUCAACACCACCAGCCCGAAGGCCACCCACUCGGCGACCUCCGGCGGGGGUAACGGCGGCAGCGGUGGCAGCAGUGGCGGUGGCGGCGGCGGCGGCGGCGAGGGUGGUGGUGCCGCCCCGGCCGCUCCGAGCGCCACGAACGGUCUUACCACGAGCGGGAGCACGAAGCUGGUCGCCUCGGCUCUGUCGCUGGUCGGGGGCAUUGUGGUCGGGGUGAUGGUGCUGUUUUAG